AAUUAGAAAACACAAUAAAUGAGAAUUCCAGCUCUGAUUUGCCUUCUUCGUCUAUAUGUGUUAGGAAACGUUAGGACUGGUUAGGAAUCGCUCAGACAGCCAACUGCACUUUUAGUGUGAAUUUCCCACCAUACCCCACUGUGGGACGAAUGUAUACAUCUGCAUCCAAAAAUGUUAUCCUCAACUGAGAAACGACAUUCUACCUUAUUUGGACUAGGUUUUUAUUUAGAAGCAGUUGUUCCAAAUAAAUCAGUACUAUGUCAGAAAUACUUCUAAAUACAAACACACAACAACAAAAGUUCUUAUAAAAAUCUACAGGAGCUUAACAUCCAUCAUACAUGCCCCACCAUUCAUCUAGCUAUGCAUCAGUCCGUGAAUCCAAACACUCCCAUUCAUCCUGACAGUGUGAUGCCUGACACUCAGCAGCACAGAGGGGCAUAUAGAAACUUGUUCCAGUGUGUUUGCUUAGUGUGAAAACACCGAUGAACUAGAAUGCAAAACAUAAUGUGUUUAAUUUCAUCCGCUCCUGCUGUGUGUAAAAAAAAGUUAAUUUGUAGAACUGUACUGACCUCUGCUGGCCAAAAUGAAAUAUUAUAUUUAAAAAACAUUGUAAACAUUGGUUUACUGCCCUCCACACCAGCUAGUGGCAGUAAUGAGUCUCUUCCAAUCCAAUGAGUCGGCAUGUGUCUGUCUGAAAACGAAGAGGCGCUGCAGACGAAGAAACAUCUGCUACAGUAGUUGUAGACGUCGUUUGGCUGUUAAAACGCAUGUUUUAUCUCCGAAGCUAAUAGGCUUCCUAUUAGCUCCGGAGACUGCACGGGUUUAUGUGUUGUGCUUUGCGAAAAAGUGCAGAACUGACUGGUUUGAAAGAGGAAAAGGUAGCUGCUGUUCCAACACCAGUCAGCAGCUGGGACCUUUGGAACCUGUUGCUGCAGCGACACCCAAGACUGCAGACUCUGCAGGACAGGGUGGUGUUGGCAGUGCGUCAGCAGUGCGUGGCCAAUGGCGACCAGGUGGAAGUGACGCUAGGAGACGGGGCAAGACAGUAUGGAUGACCCGGUCGCAGAUAACACUCCGAAAAACAAAAAAAAGAGAAAAGAAUAGUGGAAAAGAUCACAAACAUUUCACAUCACAGCCGUUCUCCAUUACUGUAACCCUCCCCUCGGCUUUUGGGUACAGAUGACCAUGCCCUUGUUCCUUUGGGUACAGGUGACCCGGUGGCAGACAAGGCGCGUCUGUGCUUGUGUGCGUGUUCGACAACUGUAAAAAGCCUGAGAAAAGAAACAAAGAAAGAAAAAACAGAAUAGUGGAAAAGACCACACAAACACUUCACGUCACAGCCUUUCUAUUAUCCUAACUGUGCCCACGUCCUUCGGGUACGGAUGACCCGGAGGUUGAACUCUAACCACGGCCUUGUUCUUUCGGGUACGGGUGACCCGGUGGCGGACAACACGCAUCGUUAUACGACUGUGAAAGGACUAUAGAAAAAGAAAAAAAAAACAAAAGUGGAAAGAAUAGUGGGAAAGAUCACACAAACACUGCACGUCACAGCCUUUCUCUAUUUCUUUCAAUAAAGUGAACAAAGGACACGAUGACACACACACACGUCAUAUCAAAUUUUUUUAAAUUUGUAUUUGUUUCCAUUCUAUAUUUUGUUUUUAUUAUGCUCUUUGGUCUCACAAAGGGGCGAGCGAAAACCACGCAUCCCACCAGUGAACUCUCUAGGUUACCUCAGACCGAGCCCUAAUACGCCUCGUUCUCCAGUCUUCACCUUCGAGAGCUGGAUCUGCAAAACAGCAGAAACAGGCUCUUAGUCCUCGGCGUUCUCGGGCACCUCCUGAUCGCCAAGGUUCUUCUCCGGAGGGAGCACUGGUUCCGGGUUCUCCCCAUUGUCUCCGAGGAGAGAUGGAUCCCUGAAGUUUGUGCGACGGCACUCGGUUAACAGGUCGUAAACACAUAAAGGCAAAAAAGAAAUGGUCCGAGAUCCCGUAUCACUAUCCAUAUAAUUUGCACAUUGAUGGAAUAGACAGUAAAUCGUCUCGUUCCCUAAAUAGACGCUCCCGUCUUACUGCCGCUGCAAUUGUUAAUAAAAUGUCUUCAACA
Molecule: messenger RNA, 2103 nt
Organism: Cynoglossus semilaevis (tongue sole)
Lineage: Eukaryota; Metazoa; Chordata; Actinopteri; Pleuronectiformes; Cynoglossidae
Gene: mocs2
Product: molybdenum cofactor synthesis 2
Exons: 4
Coding region: 653-1183 (176 amino acids)
Source: RefSeq, a predicted model, not a curated record